AUGCCCGUGGUCAAAGGAGGUGUGUGGACCAACAUCGAAGAUGAGAUCCUCAAAGCCGCAGUGUCCAAAUACGGACUGAAUCAAUGGGCACGAGUUUCAUCCUUACUCGCUCGAAAGACCCCGAAACAAUGCAAGGCAAGAUGGACGGAAUGGCUAGACCCAGGCAUCCGCAAGAUAGAAUGGUCCAAAGAAGAGGACGAGAAACUUCUGCAUCUGGCAAAGUUGAUGCCCACGCAAUGGCGCACCAUCGCACCUAUUGUUGGGCGGACCGCCACACAGUGUUUGGAACGUUAUCAGAGGCUGCUGGAUGAAGCAGAGGCACGAGAAAAUGAUGAACUGGGUCUUGGAGGACCGGAGGGUGGGGAGACUGCCGCGCCUACAGGAGACCAAGUCCGCAAGCUACGGCCUGGCGAGCUUGAUCCAGACCCAGAAUCCAAGCCGGCGCGACCUGACACGAUCGACCUCGACGAGGAUGAGAAGGAAAUGCUCAGCGAAGCCCGGGCGCGUCUGGCGAAUACCCAAGGAAAGAAGGCGAAACGGAAAGCGCGUGAAAGACAACUGGAGGAGUCGAGAAGACUGGCCGUGCUGCAGAAGCGCCGAGAACUCAAGAAUGCCGGCAUCAACAUCAAAAUUACGAACCGCAAGAAGGGUGAAAUGGACUACAAUGCCGACAUUCCUUUCGAGAAACAGGCCGCGCCUGGGUUCUACGAUACCCAAGAGGAAGAAACGAAGAAUGAGCGUGAGCGGGAAAUGUUUGAUCCACGGAAGCAGCAGCUGGCCAGGAAGCGGCAGGGAGACCCAGAAGACAACAUGGAUCCCAAACGACAGAAACAAGACAAGAGCAAGUCCUCGGGGGCAUUGGUCGCUGCUGCAAAGGCUGGACAAAUGCAGCGCAUCCGGGAGGCAGAGCAACAGAGUAAGCGCCGGUCUCUGAACCUCCCAGCCCCACAAGUGAGCGAGAACGAAUUGGAAGAGAUUGUGAAGAUGGGAAUGGCUGGGGAACGGGCAGCCAGAGCCGUAGGGGACGAAGAAGGCAGUGAUCGGGGGCUUGUCUCAAACUACAGCAAUAUGGUCGGAGCAACGCCUAUUCGAACGCCUCGAGCGCCAGCACAGGAAGACCAUAUUGCGAAUGAGAUCAGAAACAUUAGGGCUCUCACGGAGACGCAAUCGUCGUUGCUGGGCGGCGAGAACGCGCCUCUUCACGAGGGGACGAGCUCCACUGGUUUCGACGGGAUUGCUCCACGAAGACAGGAGAUAGUGACGCCGAAUCCGAUGGCCACUCCAUUCCGUCAGGCCGGUCCUGGUGGACUCCCAGGUGCGACCCCGUUGCGAACGCCUCGCGAUAAUCUGACCAUCAACGAGAAAGGCGAGCGCCAGUUAGUGGCUCAGACGCCUCGCGACAUGCGGCUGGCCGAGAACGCGGUACGGAACUCACUCAGAGCAAAGCUCGCUUCUCUCCCGAAACCCAAAGAAACGGAUUGGGAGCUCGAACUUACGCCAUCAGAGCAAGCCGAGUCGGCUGAACGGGACGCUCAGGAUCGGGAGGAUCAGGAGGAAGUUGACAGGCGUGAACAUCAAACAAAGGAGGCUGCUGCUGCUGCCGAGUUCAAGCGACAGACACAGGUGUACCAGCGAGGCUUACCCCGACCCAUUACUGUCGACUAUACCUCGCUUGCUUCCGAAGCCACAUCAAUAACCGAUACCAUCCGGCAGAUGAUAGUCCAAGAGGCCGCCGUGCUUAUGGCGAACGAUGCCCGAAAUCACCCUCUUCCAGGGUCGAGAGUUGUUGGUCAGCCUCCGCAGGUGGAGCAGCUGUCGGAUGAUCUCGUCGCAAACGCACGCAAACAGCUGGCGGCCGCAUGCGACGAGGCCGGUCGUCAGGCUUAUAUUACCGAGGUGGCAGCCUUGUACGCUGAUGCCAACGAUCCCGAGACUCUUCCACGAAAUCUUGCCGCUGCGAGUGGGGAGGCAUAUGAUAAAGCCUUCCAGGCUGCACAAAAGAGUCUUUUGGUGGCCGCCGAAGCGGGGAACAAGCUAGAAAAGAAGCUGUCGCUGCAUUUGGGUGGAUAUCAAGUACGGCAAAGGACGCUCAAGCAGAAAAUUGGUGACGUCUAUAACCAGAUCAAGGAGCAAGAGGCCCAGCUGGAAGGGUUCAAGACCUUGCAGAUCACUGAAGACGGGGCGCUGGCAAGGAAGCUGGAGAGGCUUAGAGAUGAAGUCCAUCUCGUCAGCAGGCGGGAACGAGAAGCGCAGGAGGAAUAUCGGAACGUCAAAGAGGAGCUUAGGGAGUUGGAAGCAAAGAUUGCGGCAAGGGUCAACGGACUCAAUGGGCACGCCUAA
Capronia coronata CBS 617.96 is the source of this 2340-nucleotide messenger RNA. Its product is annotated as pre-mRNA-splicing factor cef1. The record is from RefSeq and is a predicted model, not a curated record. Gene Ontology annotation, cellular component: spliceosomal complex; Prp19 complex. The transcript has a single exon. Bases 1 to 2340 code for a protein of 779 amino acids. Lineage: Eukaryota; Fungi; Ascomycota; Eurotiomycetes; Chaetothyriales; Herpotrichiellaceae. Gene Ontology annotation, biological process: mRNA splicing, via spliceosome.